Molecule: messenger RNA, 690 nt
Organism: Cyprinodon variegatus (sheepshead minnow)
Lineage: Eukaryota; Metazoa; Chordata; Actinopteri; Cyprinodontiformes; Cyprinodontidae
Gene: cox19
Product: cytochrome c oxidase assembly protein COX19
Exons: 3
Coding region: 108-392 (94 amino acids)
Biological process (GO): mitochondrial respiratory chain complex IV assembly
Cellular component (GO): mitochondrial intermembrane space
Source: RefSeq, a predicted model, not a curated record
CCGGAAGCGGGGUCACAGCUUGGAGGAGCUCUAAAGUUAAAGUGUUUAGCUCGGCUUUUUCAUAUAUCUCUAUAGAUUUUUUUUGUUGUUUAACAUAAAACGCAAAAAUGUCGACAGCUAUGAAUUUCAGCACGAAGAGUUUUAAACCUCGAGCUCCGGAUAAAGGCUCCUUCCCUCUGGAUCAUUUCGGAGAGUGUAAAGCCUUUAAAGAGAAGUUCAUGCAGUGCCUGAGGGAUAACAGCUUUGACAACUCCAAGUGCCGGAUCCAAUCCAAAGAAUACCUGGAAUGCAGGAUGGAUCAUCAACUCAUGGCCAGGGAGCCUCUGCAGAAACUGGGAUUUAAAGACUUGAUGGAUCCUCCGCCCAGUCAGGAGGAAUCCACACCCCGAUGAGGUGGACUUUCUGAAGUCAACAACCAGGAGUCUCCAUGAACUUAAAAUAUUCAACCUGAUGUUGUGAAUAAGAACACAGCCAGCGUCCAGAGUGAGCAUAAAACAGAGAGACUUCAAGGACUGAGCUUGCUGACCCUGCAGGAGGACGGCUGGUUGUAAUAUAUACCUUUCAGACUGUGAAAUGAAGUGCUGCAUAAUAACAAAGUGCUUAAAAUAAAAGGUGUGUUUGACUUUUAAAAUAAACGUUGAACUGAAAGCACUACAGCAGGUUUAAUGAGGGUUAAUGACCCUAAUGAGG